Messenger RNA from Rhipicephalus microplus (southern cattle tick), 2270 nucleotides. RefSeq names its product geranylgeranyl transferase type-2 subunit beta (gene RabGGTb). Gene Ontology annotation, molecular function: Rab geranylgeranyltransferase activity. Gene Ontology annotation, cellular component: Rab-protein geranylgeranyltransferase complex. Gene Ontology annotation, biological process: protein geranylgeranylation. The record is from RefSeq and is a predicted model, not a curated record. Lineage: Eukaryota; Metazoa; Arthropoda; Arachnida; Ixodida; Ixodidae.
AACGGUCGUAUCACAGAACACCUGUAGUAUAUAGGUCUUCGGUGUCCAAGCGAUCUUUUUCAACCACUUUUCAACUGCCGUGAUACACACGUUUCACGACGCAGACAAAACAGACUCUGAAACACACUCGUACUCCAAAUGGCUAUGCUGGUGAAGGAUGUGCAUCUACCUGCAUCUCUAAUGCCAGAACUUAAUUUGCCAAAGCACAAGGAGUACUUGGCAAGCUAUGGGACUAAGAAAGAUGAUUAUGAGUACUGCAUCACGGAACAUCUGCGAAUGAGUGGCAUCUACUGGGGCCUGACAGCCAUGGACCUAAUGGGUUCCCUGGACUCCUUUGAUAGGGCAGAGAUAAUUGAGUUUGUUAAACAGUGCCAGUAUUCUUGUGGGGGCUUCGGGGCCAGCAUUCACCAUGACCCUCAUUUGCUGUACACAUUGAGUGCAGUUCAAAUAUUAGCAACAUUUGAUGCACUGAAUACAAUUGACAUUGACAAAACUGUAAGCUAUGUCAAGGAACUUCAGCAGGAAGAUGGAAGUUUUUAUGGUGACAAAUGGGGUGAAGUCGACACUAGGUUUUCUUUCUGUGCUGUAGCAUGUCUAGCACUUCUGAACAAACUUCACGCUAUCAACGUAGAAAAGGCAGUUGAGUUUGUAGUGUCCUGCAUGAACUUUGACGGUGGUUUUGGCUGCAGACCAGGCUCGGAAACGCAUUCAGGCCAGAUAUAUUGCUGCCUUGGAACCCUGUCCAUACUUGGUCGGCUUCAUCAUAUUAAUGCUGACCUUCUUGGCUGGUGGUUAUGUGAAAGGCAACUUCCAUCUGGAGGUCUCAAUGGCCGACCUGAGAAGCUCCCAGAUGUAUGCUACUCCUGGUGGGUGCUUGCUUCAUUGAAGAUCAUCGGAAGGCUGCACUGGAUAGACAAGGAGAAACUACAGAACUUCAUACUUUCAUCUCAGGAUGAAGAAACAGGUGGCUUUGGGGACCGGCCGGGAGACAUGGUGGACCCAUUCCAUACAUUGUUUGGCUUGGCCGGUCUGUCAUUGCUAGGAGAUGAGAGACUCAAGCCGGUGAACCCAGUCUUCUGCAUGUCCGAAGAGGUUGUAGCAAGGCUGGGUGUGAGACACCAACUGUUAUCCUUGUGAUAUUAAUUUGGUCGCUCACAUUUUCAAGUCAUUUUAGAUUUUGUUGGAGUAAGUCAUUCAUGUCCAUGUUGCUAUUGUUAAGGCUUAACGAGGAAAAUGCAUUAUGUAAUGCCUUGCCUAUUGAGUGACAAAAGUUAAUAUGGUUGUUGUAAUGCAUGGAGUGUUUUUUUUCCUUGCAGAAGUCGCUGAUUGCUCCUUGUCAUUUUAUUAGGGCUUUUCAAAUUUCACUUACUGUGCAUAUCAUUUUUAUCACAUUAAAGGAAAUUUACUCACUAUAUUCUAAAAAAUGGUAUUUUAUUCAGUGCGUGCUAUGUAGCGAUUGUUAUUUGUUUCAAACCAUUAGAACACUAUUUGUUCACACGGUUAGAAUGUGCUACAAUGAUAAUUGAAUCAAGGGUACGUGCAGUGUGAAGUCUUGUGCAACUGAACAUCCACAGAAACUUUCUUUUUCUCCUUCAUUACUAGUGCAGCUUAAAGAACUACAGCAUAAAACUUGGUACAGUAAAUGUUUGUUAAUUCGACACUAGUUAAUUUGGAAAAUCGGGUAACUCGGAGGUGUUCCCUAUUUCUGGCCAGCAUGUGCGUUAUUUAAUGGCACCAAACUCUCGUUAAUGCCGCCAUACAGUCGUGGACAGAUUUUUCGGACUCCAAAAAUUUGGACUUGUUCGAUAUUUCAAACUUCACAAAUGCACCGUUGUUUAAUCAAGUGCAGCGCCAGGUCAAACCGAGGAGAAAGAAGAGCCUCCUUUCAUUAGCAAGUCCACUCUCACGGGGACUGGCAGCCAGGAAUCAACCAAGAUGGCUGAAAAUAAAUGUCGUUUGUGAUCUUUAAGCCUUGCUUCUUGCCAGUGAACAAUAUGCCAUUUUAAACAGUUUGGUGCCGAAGAUCUGGGAACUACUACAAGGGAUCACGGGAGGCUACGAGUGAACUGAACACCAUGGAGAGGCUGAAACUGAAGUGGCCAUCGAGAUGAUCUCUCAACACUAGGAUUAUGAACAAGGCAAGAGCCAUUCUCGGGGAUGCGACAGUGACCAUUGACCAGCCCAAUGCCAUUUACAGACGUUUGGAGGCAAACACCGGUGAACUGAACCAAAUCAACAGGGAGUUAGAGAGCCACAUACCAGAUGAAGAG